AUGGCUGGAACUGGAGUGUUCAAGGCAUGCCUUGAUGGCGACGUCUACAAGUAUUACGCUGAUGGCGAUUGGAAGAUGUCAUCAUCUGGGAAGACCGUCUCUGUCACAAACCCUACCACAGGGAAGCCCAUCUACAAGGUCACAGCUUGCACCCAAGACGAGAUCAACAAGGUUUUUCAGAGUGCCAAGGCAGCUCAAAAGCUAUGGGCAAAGACUCCCUUGUACAAGCGGGCUGAAAUGCUCCACAAGGUUUCAGUCAUCAUGAAGGAACACAAAUCACCCCUGGCGGAUUGUUUGGUCAAGGAAGUUGCCAAACCUGCCAAGGAUGCUGUCACCGAGGUUGUCCGCUCCGGUGAUUUGAUAGAUUAUACAGCCGAGGAAGGCAUAAGGAUCAUGUCGGAAGGCAAGUUUUUGGUUUCCGAUCCGUUUCCAGGGAACGAAAGAAACAAGUUGUGCUUGUCUUCAAAGGUUCCUCUUGGAGUUAUUCUCGCGAUUCCUCCAUUCAACUAUCCAAUCAACCUUUCGGUUUCUAAGAUUGGGCCAGCUCUUAUCACUGGAAACUCCGUCGUGAUUAAACCUCCAACUCAGGGUGCCGUCUCUACGAUUCACAUGAUGCACUGCUUUCACUUGGCAGGAUUUCCCAAGGGCUUGAUUUCAUGUGUGACCAUUAAGGUCUCAGAAUUGGGUGACUUCCUCACAACCCACCCAGCAGUAAAUUGCAUCAGCUUUACUGGAGGAUGCGACACCGGCAUUGCAAUCUCCAAGAAAGCGAACAUGAUUCCCUUGCAGAUGGAGCUGGGUGGAAAAGAUACAAUGCUUGUUCUCGACGAUGCAGAUGUGGAGUCCGCUGCUGUCAACAUCAUGAAGGGAGGCUUUGCAUUCAGCGGCCAGAGAUGCACAGCGGUAAAGGUUGUCUUGGCCAUGGAAUCCAUUGCAGACGCUCUAGUAUCCAAAGUAAAUGCCAAAGUUGCAAAGCUGUCUGUUGGACCUCCUGAGAAUGACUGUGACAUUGUCCCGGUUGUGAGCGAAUCCUCUGCUAACUUCAUUGAAGGGCUCGUGAUGGACGCAAAGCAGAAAGGUGCUAAACUCUGUCAGGAAUGGAAAAGAGAAGGCAAUCUGAUCUGGCCCCUCCUGAUCGAUCAUGUCAAACCUGACAUGCGAAUUGCUUGGGAGGAACCAUUCGGACCUGUAAUCCCCGUCUUGCGCAUCAAGACAGCUGAAGAAGGAAUCAACCACUGCAACUCAAGCAGAUACGGUCUCCAGGGUUGUGUUUUUACCAAGGAUGUAAACAAGGCAAUGCUUGUGAGUGACGCCAUGGAAACUGGAACUGUGCAAAUAAACGCAGCUCCUGCUCGUGGACCAGAUCAUUUUCCCUUCCAGGGUAUACGUGACAGUGGCAUUGGAUCUCAGGGAGUUACCAACAGUAUCAAUAUGAUGACCAAAAUCAAGACCACAGUCAUCAACCUGCCUCAACCAUCCUAUACAAUGGCAUAACUUUAAA
Messenger RNA from Selaginella moellendorffii, 1501 nucleotides. Its product is annotated as NADP-dependent glyceraldehyde-3-phosphate dehydrogenase. The transcript has 10 exons. Gene Ontology annotation, molecular function: lactaldehyde dehydrogenase (NAD+) activity. The record is from RefSeq and is a predicted model, not a curated record. The coding region runs from base 1 to 1494 and encodes 497 amino acids. NCBI's taxonomy places the organism in Eukaryota, Viridiplantae, Streptophyta, Lycopodiopsida, Selaginellales, Selaginellaceae.